UGCAGGAAAUACCGUCCUUUUGAUGGAGAUCUUCCCUCUUCUUCUCUAGCUCGCGGUGAUUCGAGCGAGCGAGAGAAAGGAGCAAGAGGAAAUGGAGAAGAUCACGGCCCUGGUGCUAGCGACUGCGGUGGUGAUAGCCUGGAUCGCCCCGCCCGCGCGAGGCGAGGUGAGGAGCUUCCAGUGGAAGGUGGAGUACAUCUACUGGGCUCCGGAUUGCGUGGAGACGGUGGUGAUCGGGAUCAAUGGGCAGUACCCGGGGCCGACGAUCCGCGCCACCGCGGGCGACACCAUCCGCGUGGAGCUGGAGAAUGGAAUGAGCACCGAGGGCCUCGCCAUCCACUGGCAUGGAAUUCGCCAGAUUGGAACUCCCUUCUACGAUGGCGUCCCAUUCGCAUCCCAAUGCCCGAUCAAUCCCGGCGAGACAUUCACAUACGAGUUCGUGGUGGACAGACCAGGAACUUACUUCUAUCACGGGCACUAUGGCUUGCAGCGCUCGGCCGGGCUGUACGGAUCUCUCAUCGUCGACCCCGUGCCGAGCGACGCCGUACCAUUCACUUACGAUGGCGAGCUCAGCAUCGUCCUCAACGACUGGUGGCACCGAUCGAUCUACAGCCAGGAGACGGGCCUGUCGCAGCUGGGCAGCGCGUUUCGAUUCGUGGGCGAGCCCCAGUCGCUGCUGAUCGAGGGUCGCGGUCGCUACAACUGCUCAUUGAUUCCCGCGGCGCCAUCGUCUCCACCCCUGUCGGGCGAUGUAAUGUCGUGUAACAGCUCCCGGCCGCAGUGCGCGAUGCAUGCCCUCGCCGUACGGCCGGGGCUGACGUACCGACUGCGCAUCGCCAGCGUCGCCUCAUUGUCAUCGCUCAACUUUCUCCUUGAGGGUCACAACAUGACGCUGGUGGAAGCCGACGGCCACUACGUUACACCCGUGGAGAUCUCCAACCUCGACAUCUACUCGGGCGAGACAUACUCGGUGCUCGUCACCGCCAACCAAGAUCCAUCGCGCAGCUACUGGGCGGCGGUGAAUGUGCGCGGGAGGAGGCCGGCCACUCCUACAGGCCUCGCGAUCCUGAGCUAUGGCGAUGGAAGCUCGAGCUCGGCGCCACCGAGCACUCCCUCGCCGCAGAGCCCCGCCUGGGACGACUUCGCCUACAGCGUUGCCCAGGCCAGGCGCGUGGUCUCGCGGCCGGGCUUCCAGAUCCCUCUCCCGGAGCGAGCAAACGUUAGACUGAUGCUCCUCUCGACCCAGAACCGGAUCGAUGGCAAGAUCAAGUGGGCGAUCAACAACGUCUCCUACGUCCCGCGCGCCACGCCCGUGAUCGCGGCCUUCCAGUUCAACCUCACCACCGCCUACGAUCUCGCCGCCUCCCCGCCCCGCGAUUUCUCCAGGGGCUACAAGAUCCGGAACGCGCCCCCGAAUCCCAGCGCCAUCCAGGGGAGCGGCGUCUACACCUUCCGCCACAACGACGUGGUGGACGUGGUGCUCCAAAACUCCAACACGCUCGUCCCAAACAACAGCGAGAUCCAUCCCUGGCACUUGCACGGCCACGAUUUCUGGGUUCUUGGGUAUGGCAGCGGGAUCUACCGUCCGCACCGCCACGCCAGCACGCUCAACUUCGUCAACCCGCCAAUGCGCAACACGGUCGCGGUGUUCCCGUACGGGUGGACGUACCUCCGUUUCCGCGCGGACAACCCCGGGGUGUGGGCGUUCCAUUGCCACAUUGAAUCACAUUUCCAUAUGGGAAUGGGGGUCAUGUUUGCCGAGGGCGUUGACCGCCUCCCUCGAAUCCCGGCACAAGCUCUGGGCUGUGGCUACACCAAGGCGCUCUUCACAGCGCCCUAAUUCGAAGUUUAGAUUCUGCCAACUUGGUUUCUAUGCCAAAAUGAAGUGCUUAGUAAAUUGGUUGAACUGGUCCAGGGAGGAGGAGUCUGUGGUGCUGCUA
Messenger RNA from Selaginella moellendorffii, 1940 nucleotides. RefSeq names its product L-ascorbate oxidase. Lineage: Eukaryota; Viridiplantae; Streptophyta; Lycopodiopsida; Selaginellales; Selaginellaceae. The record is from RefSeq and is a predicted model, not a curated record. Gene Ontology annotation, molecular function: copper ion binding; oxidoreductase activity. The coding region runs from base 92 to 1840 and encodes 582 amino acids. The transcript is spliced from 5 exons. Gene Ontology annotation, cellular component: extracellular region.